UGUCAGUAUCCGGUUGCAGCUUUCUUGAAUUUUUUUUCCUUUUGUUUAUUUUGGGAUUUUUUUUUUCUUUCUUAAACGGAAGGGUGAAGAGAGCGGAGCGGAAACGGAACCGGAGCAAAUAGAGUCGAAGUGAGGAGGAAAAAGCGUCGUGUUCCGUGCGGCCUCUUGUCUCAUCCUGUGGGCGGAUUGUGUAAUGCGAAGGGGAGCGACAGACUAGGAGAAGGGAAGGGCGCCGGACACAGAAGAGAGAGACUCCGCUCCUGAGAGCAGUCAGACGCCGUGUGUGACCCCGGGCCUCCCGCCCUCCUCCGUGCCCGCAGGAUGGCCUCGGCUCUGUACGCCUGCACCAAGUGUAACCAGCGGUACCCGUUCGAGGAGCUCUCCCAGGGCCAGCAGCUCUGCAAGGAGUGUCGCAUCGCUCAUCCUAUGGUCAAGUGCACGUACUGCCGAUCCGAAUUUCAGCAGGAGAGUAAAACCAACACUAUAUGCAAGAAAUGUGCGCAAAAUGUUAAGCAGUUUGGGACGCCUAAGCCUUGUCAAUACUGUAAUAUUAUAGCAGCGUUCAUUGGCACCAAGUGUCAGCGCUGCACCAACUCAGAGAAAAAAUACGGACCUCCACAAACCUGUGAACAAUGCAAACAGCAGUGCGCUUUUGACCGGAAGGAAGAAGGUAGAAGAAAGGUUGAUGGGAAGUUGCUGUGUUGGCUUUGCACGCUCUCCUACAAGAGGGUUCUCCAGAAGACUAAGGAGCAGCGGAAAAGCUUGGGCUCCACCCACUCUAAUUCUUCAUCCUCUUCUCUUACCGAGAAAGACCAGCAUCAUUCUAAACACCAUCAUCACCACCAUCAUCACCACCACCGGCAUAGCAGCAGCCACCACAAAUUAAGUAGCCUAAGCCCUGAAGUAGACCAGGGAAUUUGGAAGCAAAGUCAUAAAUCCACUACAGCAAUUCAGAACGAAACUCCAAAGAAAAAGCCCAAAUUGGAAACCAAGCCAUCCAAUGGAGACAGCAUGUAUUAUUUUAGUAGUUCGAUCAAUCAGUCGACGGACAGCAGCGGUACAGACAACUUUGUCCUUAUCAGUCAAUUGAAAGAGGAAGUUAUGUCGCUGAAGCGUCUCCUGCAGCAGAGAGAUCAGACUAUUCUAGAAAAGGAUAAAAAGCUUACAGAACUGAAGGCAGAUUUCCAGUAUCAAGAGAAUAAUUUGAGGACAAAGAUGAAUGGCAUGGAAAAAGCUCACAAAGAAUCUGUGGAGCAGUUGCAGGGCAAAAAUCGAGAAUUGCUGAAGCAGGUCGCAGCUUUAUCAAAGGGUAAAAAGUUUGACAAAAGCGGCAGCAUCCUGACCUCUCCUUGAGGACCUGUCUAGCUUGGAGGACUUGGUUUAGAUUUUUUUUUUUUACUACUAUUCUGUGAAGCCCUUAAAAAUGAUCUAGUAACAAGGGAAUCUUCUAGCCUUUAUCUUUUAGUUUUUUACCAGACUUAGUAAUCAAUUUUAAUGAGACAAAAAGCAACUUCAACUGGCUUGAGGACACCUGGUUAUUUCUGCAGAACGCAUCGCGCCAUUUUCAGAAAUACAUACGGCAAUAAAACGUAAGCUAAACAGCUGCUGGCCUUGUGCUAUUAGGCGGCUGACAUCUGCUGUGACAAAUACAUGACUACAGUAUUUGCUUUUGGGGGGAUGAGAUUAUUAUUUUUUUAUUUUACAAUCUCAUUACUGGAUUAUUGCUGGUUCUCAAACCUCCCCGUCCUUUCACCUUCUGCUGACAAGACAAAAACGGUUGCUUUGCCAGUGGCUCUGUUCACACUUAUGUUAAAAUUUCCUUUUUUUCGGCUCUGUAAUUGGAUGAGAGAAAAGAAAAUAACUGCUGGCUGGAUUCAUCAUACGACAGGCCCAAGUGGAGGUCCAUCAGAUUUCCAUCAUGGUGUCAGUCAGACGUAUGAACAGAGCCAUGAAGGGGUUUUCCGGUUAAUAGAUAUUGAUGGCCUUUCCUCAGGAUACGUCAUCAGUAUUGGAUCGGUGGGAGUCCGACACCUGGCACCUCACCAGUCGGGCAGCCUCUGGAAACUAUACAGUGGGUGGAAGGCUCCGUCCACUCUAGUUUUGGGAGCUCAGACAUGGUACCCCGACAUGCCACUAUAUGGGACAAAACAUUCUGCCUCUCUCCACUUAUAGCUGAUCGUGGGGGGAGCGGGGUGUUGGACCCCCACUGAUCUUUUGUUGAUUACCUAUCCAUCAAUAUCUAAUGGAAACCCCCUCUUUAGUCAGUAUAUAAAGUCUUUCCAUUUUAGUUAAGAAGAAAUAAAGUAUUUAAAUAUAAAUCCUUGUGAAUGAUCCCCCUUUACAUGCAGUUCUAUCUGUUUCAGGGAAACUGGAGCAAAGCUUUUUUACCUUUCCAGCUCCCUUGGCUUAAUAGACUCCUUACAAGAGAGAUUGAGACAGGCAAUUACUGCAUUUCCCAGGGAAAGACUGGUGACCAGACAUCUAAGGGCUCUGACAGUGCCCGCUAUUCGAGCAGGACUAGCGCCAAUGGCUGACAAACAUGGCACUCGUUUGCAGCAGCCCAUUACAACGGCCGAUGCUAAGUGAAUGUUGGAGAAAUGAUGGCUGUCAUAGGCGUUCCUCUCGUUCCGUUCUGAUGGUUAUUGGCAGCCCCUACCUGAUUACAUAGGGGUAUAUGCUGCCCAAUCCUGAUGAAAGAUGCCAAGCAGUUGCUCAUUGAUCAGCGGCACGAUUUAUACUGGCCAAUUACUGGGAAUGUGCAGUCCUAGGAAGGCUUGUUCCCCAUAAUUGUCCCCAAAAUCAUUAGGUGUAAUAGGGCCCUAAGUGCUUCGGUGACAUCCAGCUAUUCCAGAAACAGGUUAUCUUGACAGGAGGAUCAUUCAAGGACUUGUAUUUACUGAAUAUCCACCUAUAGCAACAUUUGUAAGUCCUACCGGUACAUUCCGAGGAAAUUAUUUCUUAAUCUCGACUAACUUCCAGUUUUUCUGAUACAGACCUCCGAAUCCCCAGCCUAAUUCAUUAAAUUCUGACUUCCUACAGCUUUUUACAAGUUUUUAUGUCGCUCAUAUUUCCUAAAAAAAAUAAAAAAUUUUACACAUCACAAAUUUUCCGUAACUGUAUUUUAACAUAACCCUGAAAUCCAACAGUAUUUACUGAGCCUCAUUUAAGGCUGACACCUCUGUAGCGAGCGCUUCUCAGCAGACAUCUCAUUGUUGUCACAGGCAGGAUUGCAAUGACCGAUAUCGCCUGUCACAGCUGCUCAGGCAAGAUGGCUGCCCCCAUGAUGCACAGAAAAUAGAAUUGGGUGGUACACUAUUGAAACUGAGCCCGAUUUGUAUUUACCUGUCUCUGAGCAGGGGAUUUGGAGCUCUGUAUUAGAAAACAUGGAAACCAUGUAAAGAUUUUAUAUUUUUUUUCCCCCCAUGCAAUCUGCACAAAGACCAGCAUUUUGGACUGUUGUGGAUGAUUUUCCAGUGCGGCCAUUCGCAUUAAGGAGAAUGCAGCGAUCCGCCAUCUUUGUAGUAGUUACCAGAAUGAAGACUAUUCCUCACUUUUGUACAGUGCCUGCGUGCUUUUGUAAGAUAUGUUGUGGAUUUUUACUUGCAAGUGCCUUUGGUGUUCCUUUUAAUUUAUAGGAGUGUUGAGGGAGUCGUGUACAUAGAAAUCUUUGUCUGUAUUGAAAUCAUGUUUUCAUUUUUGUACAUGUAUCUAGCGGUCAGGCGUUUAACCUCUCUUGUGCCAAAGGGCCAGGGAAAGGAUUGCUCCAUUCUGGCGUAGAAGUGAUCAGGACUAGGAAUGACCUUUACUGUUGCCUGAACCAGGUCACCUGCAUGACGUUUGCCUAUUCUUCCCGGUCACUGUCCAGACGGACUUCUUUGAAGGCUAAACGUGGGGUGGAAAUUGCCUCCCAUCGUUGUCAGCGGGAGGCUGGGGAUUACGGCCGCAGCGCUCCGCUUUCUUGGCUUGGUCACAGCAAUAAGUGGCUAUUCACAUGACCGUAUUUUCGGUUUGUGUCCAAUGCAAAUAUUUUGCGGAUCACACACAGACCCGUUCAUUUCAAUGGGGCUGCAAAACAUGUGGACUGCAGCGCACCGUUUUGCAGACAAGAAUAUUGUUACAAUGGGGCCCGCAAAAAGUGUGGGAUGCACACAGACAACAUCGGUGAAACUGAUACGCUCGUGUAUAGCCCCUAAACCUGUGAAUGGCCAGUUGUUACAUGGCUUGUAAGACCAGAUGUCCAACCCCUGUGACUAAUGAAUGCAAGUUAAAUCCCAUCAAACACUAGAACGACCACAGUUCGCUUAAUACACUUAGUAAUAGAUAAAACAUUGGGGAAUUUUAAUCCAUAUUUCGCCCAAUCGUGAUCCUUUCACUGGGCUGUGGUCGCGGCGCUCUGCAGAUCCGUGUCAGCUUGUACCGCCUAAAGCUUCCAAAAAGAGAAAAACCUUCAGCACUCGCCAAAAAAAAAAGUCCAAAUAAUUUAUUUCAUCCAUAUUAAAAGGCGAUGUAGGUACUCUCUUACUAGCGUGUUUUGGGUGAAGCCCUGAAACGUGUUGGUAAGGCAUCUUUUAAUAUGGAUUUAAUAAAGUAUUUAUGGGGUAAUUUAUGAAACUAGUGUAAAGUAGAACUGAUUCCACCUUUUAAUUUUUGAGAGCUCUUUUGAAAAAUGAAGGGUGGAAUCUGAUUGGUUGCUAGGGGCAACUAAGUAAUUUCUACUUUACACCAGUUUGAUAAAUGACCCUAUUAGGUUUUAUUUUGUGCCGAAUGUUAUUUUUCAUUUUGGAAUGAUUUUUUUAUUUGCAGGUGCAGUUGUUAUUUUGGGGUGAAAUGGUCAGAACCUGUUUUUUAUUUUUGUUGUUCUCAGAUCAUGCUGCAAUUUCAUUCUUUUACAUAAGUCUUGCAUUGAAGACUUGUGGUGUUAUAUGCCCAGGUGAAAUGGUGUUAACAUUUGGUCCUGUGUAUGAGGCAACCAUAUUCCCGGUCCCCCAUCUUGCUUUUUACAUCCAGAUAUUCUAUUUCUGUGAGCAGUGCAUUAAAAAAAGGUCAGCAGCUGCAGCGCUAGUUUAUACGGCCCGUUUGUAUGCGACCUGUUAAUUAGGUUCGUCAGAUGCCACAGUAAAGGAAUUUGUAUAAGGGGACAUUCACACGAUUAUGUUUUUUUUUGUUUUUUUUUUGCACUAUUUGGGCAUAUGGAUGUAAAUGUGGGAUGGGGGGCUAUUAGCCAGGGCAAAGAGCUGCUUCGUGGAGGGACUCUCUGGUUCUCUCUCCUUAAUGGAGUAUUCCUGUCUCAAAUGUUUAUAGCAUAUCUAUAAAUGUCUGAAAGGCACGUCUCGCCUUUAGGACCCACACCUAAGUGUACGCUUCCAUAGCCCUCCCUAAAAGCGAGGUGCUCGCUGUCCUAUGCCGUUUCGGUAACUCCCAUUUAGUUAUAUGGAGCCAUGUAAAGUCUAGCGCGGCACAGUCGGCUGUUUCCUUAGUUCUGGCCACCACAUUUUGACUGGACGAGGUCAUGGGCUGCCCAUCCUGAGAGAGAAAUUACUUGCCAAUAACCAUACAGAUCAUUGGUGUUACCCAUAUAAGCUACAUAAACCAAUGUAGUAGUGUAUCCUUAAAGGGGUUCUCCCAUGAUUGAUCUAAAAAUGAAAAUCAUACGUCGUACAGUACAUGCCAAUCUUUUUAUAACAAAGCUAGAACCAGCCCUGUACCUUACAUGGAUCAGAGAUCUCCACAUUCAUUGCUUCAAUUGCUCUUCUAGAUGUAGUUUAGGCAGACGGCUCAGGGGCUGUGUCCUUUCUGCUGCAGUUCCCACCCCCCCCCCCCCCCCCCCCCACCCCUUAACUAUCACAGCUUAUAACUUAAGAUACAGCUGCUGACAGUUCAAGGGUGGAACUGAGCAUGUGCAACCGACCUCAGUAGCUGGACGUGCACAUUACUAUACAGAUUAAACACCAGGGGGAGACAUUAGUGAAGUUAAGAGAAUAUCUCACAACUGGAGCAUUUUUUUUACCAAAGUAUAUUAUCCGGGAAAUUAUAUCCUCAGGAUAGGUCAUCAAUAACAGAUUGGCAUGGGUCUGAUGCCCAGGACCCAUGUGAUGUCACUGUACAUCAGGUCACAUGGCCUACUUGCAGCUCAGCCACAUCCAAAUCAAUGGAGUUGGGCUGCAAUAGCAAUUUCUAAAGAACUAGUAAUUCAUGCUGUAAGUAAUAUUUAAUGGUGGCACAGCCCUUUUAAGUUUAGGCCAGUCUUGGAAUUUGCCCACAUUUAGUCUUCAAUUAGUCUGUGUUGUAUGGGUAGAGUACUCCUUAAUACUUGGCCAAUUUUACAUAAUUUAAAAUCGAAUCAAUCUGCUAUGGGGGGGCGGGCUUCACUUAUUUAUGUAGAAUUAUUAAAUAGUUUGGGAGUUAGUACAGGUUUUUUUAUUUAAUUUUAGUCUGGCGAGAAUCAGGAUAAAGUUACCGUAUAUGUAUAUAUUUAGAGCCCAACACUGUUAGUUGUCUAAUUAAACCGAGCAAUGAACUGGAUUUGUCUGAAUUUUAUUUAGCAUAUUUAAAAAAAAAUAAAGAUUUUAAAAAAUACACACAUUGUACAGGUUUAUUUUAUGUGAAGACUGUAAUAAGCUUUUUUUAAUUUUUAUUUUAUCCCUCCUUUUCCUUUUUUUAUCAUAAGGUCAUAUAAAUAACAGCAAGUACCU
Bufo gargarizans (Asiatic toad) is the source of this 6692-nucleotide messenger RNA. It is a transcript of the gene FAM76B, whose product is annotated as family with sequence similarity 76 member B. The record is from RefSeq and is a predicted model, not a curated record. Bases 322 to 1353 code for a protein of 343 amino acids. The transcript has 10 exons. Lineage: Eukaryota; Metazoa; Chordata; Amphibia; Anura; Bufonidae.